This is a messenger RNA of Coregonus sp. 'balchen', 1815 nucleotides long. The record is from the annotation of a GenBank genome assembly. NCBI's taxonomy places the organism in Eukaryota, Metazoa, Chordata, Actinopteri, Salmoniformes, Salmonidae.
CACCAUGACUAUCGGGAUUUUUGGCACGUGGGACCAUCAGUUCAAUGCCACUGAGCAAGCACUCACAGACAAGAUGAAGAACAACCCUUGCUAUCCAUUCACUAUAGUGAAGGACAGUAAGAGAUCUAUCGUUAACUUCUCUCAUUUAUAGUUAACUGUUCUUUUAUAGCCAUCUCAAAUGAUUUGGUUUCAGUUGUUUUGUUUUCAAAUGGUCCUUUAGUUGGUUUGCCGGUUGAUGGUGAUAUGAUUUGUUGCAGUGUUUGUUCUUGAAUACCUGCAUGAAAACAUCUGGAAAGGUUCACUGCUACUGAUCGCCUCCACCAUUGGAACAGCCUGCUACAUGAACAUGGAGUUUGGGGUGUGUGAGUGCUCCCAUGAGGAAUAGACACACAACCUGAAAUUUCCUGACAUCCUGCUAAUUCUCUCUUUUAUAUACCAAUUGAAAAGGGAAAAUUGUAAACACAUCUCACAUGUUUAGUUUUCCUUUUGUGAGCAGGUAUAAACCUCAUACCAUUAACUGUAGUCCUAGCCCUUUCUUCAGUCGUUCUCCCUUCGACUGACCUUACCAUAACCUUUAAGCUUUACCUCUUCCUGGUUCAGGACCAUCACAAGUAUACUGGGUUCCUGGUGUUCAGCCUGUGUCUCUCUCUGUGGCUGGUCUGUUCCGGGGCCUUCCGCCGGCGCCUGGUGAUCGAUCACAAGAAGAAGGAGUACCGCUACUACAUUCACACACACCUACGUCACAGGGGCCCCUUGCACCAGAUCUACAUACGCAUGAUAGCACAGAAGAGUGGUGAGGUCCUAGUACUGUUACUCCUUUUCUGUCGGUGGGGAAUUGUGAUCCUUCAUUCAUAUCAGUCAUGGGCUAUUGGUGCUGAGAUAAGGGAUGGAUGAAUAGAUGUCCAGCAAACAGACUGGUUUAAGUCUCAAGGCACUGCAGGCUAAUGUUCAUGACCUAAUUUCAGGACAGGGACUGCUGAUGUACAAGCUGAUGCUAAAUGGAUACAAGAUUGAAGAGAGGGAGCUCAGUGGCUUCUCAGAGAAAUAUGAGGUAUCAUUGCUGAGUAAAAUGACUAUUGCCAUUAGAUGAGGGUUCUGGGCCCGUAUCCACAAAGCGUAGGAGUGCUGAUCUAGGAUCAGGUCCCAAUCUGUCCAUAUAAUCUUAUUCAUUAUGAUUUAUAGGGCUAAACUGAUCCUAGAUCAACAUUUUACAUUUUAGUCAUUUAGCAGACGCUCUUAUCCAGAGCGACUUACAGUUAGUGAAUACCUUUCCCCGUGGGAAUCGAACCCACAACCCUGGCGUUGCAACGCCAUGCUCUAUCAACUGAGCUACAUCCCUGCCGGCCAUUCCCUCCCCUACCCUGGGCCAAUUGUGCGCCGCCCAUGAGUCUCCCGGUCGCGGCCGGCUGCGACAGAGCCUCGAUUUGAACCAGGAUCUCUAGUGGCACAGUUAGCACUGCGAUGCAGUGCCUUAGACCACUGCGCCACUCAGGAGGCAACCCUCCUACUCUGAGACGCUUUGUGGAUAUGGGCCCUGGCCUGCUUCUCAUCAAGCAAUCAUAUAUUUUAAUAAACAUCUGACCAUAAUGUAGUACGUGGUCGAUAACACUGCCCAUUCCUUCCCUGACUCAUCCACUUAUAUUACAGCAAAAAUUUAUUUUUAUUUCACAGCUGUUGGAGUGCCAGGGCAGGAGGAUAGCGACGAAACUCAACCUCAAUUACUUUGACUACCAAGACACUUCGAAACGCCACCUUGUCUUCCACAGGCCCAAAAUCAUCCUGUCUGCCAACAAUGAUUGCAACAAUCCACCUGUU